AUGUUUGCAACAACAUCGAUAUCAACAGCAGACGAAGCACAACUCUCCGGCGCUGUAAAAUCCAUUGGCAAUGACAUUGGGCCACUUGAUAUGGAGUCAGCAUCACCCACAGGGUUAUGGCCCAAUUCUAGAAAGCCAUCUAUACCUGAUUCGCCCAUGCUAUACCCACUGGAAUGCAUACAAUCCAAUCCAUUACCACCGGCACAUCAUAGAAGGUCAUCCAUAACCUCGGAUAUUCGACUUCGACAACAGCCUUCACAAUAUCAAGCACGACGUCGCACAACUACACCUGAUUUAGGAACAUUGAAUGCUGAGGAACAAGCGGCAUUGGAAGCAGAGAUCACAGCGAGAAGACAGGCUCGUCGUGCCUCUAAACGAUUACAGAGUGGAUCAUAUGUAGAUUGUGAUGGUUACAGGGACAAUGAUGAGGAUGAGGAUCAAGUAGUGAUUGGUACUCGUGUGUCAGAGGGCCAUCGUAACUACCAACUGAUGUACGACAUGUUGACAGGCAUCCGAAUAGCAGUUGGUCGCGUAUCUGCAAAGAUACGUAAAGAACUAGUCAAUGAUGAUUUCUCUGCAGCGCAUAAACUAGUGUUUGAUGUCACUGGAAACGAACUAACGCCAGGUGUCAAGUACGAUUUUAAAUUCAAGGAUUAUGCUCCUUGGGUAUUUCGAUAUCUUCGAGAAAAGUUCCAUAUUGAUGCUGCUGAUUACAUGAUGUCCUUGACCAACAAGUACAUUUUAUCAGAGCUUGGCUCUCCUGGAAAGAGUGGUAGUUUCUUUUACUAUUCUAGAGAUUAUCGGUUCAUCAUCAAGACCAUUCAUCAUUCGGAGCAUAAGUUUAUGCGCAAAAUACUAAAGCAGUAUUAUCAGCAUGUCUGCGAAAAUGCCAACACACUGCUCUGUCGCUUCUACGGCUUGCACAGAAUCAAGUUGCCGCAUGGAAACAAGAUCCAUUUUGUAGUCAUGGGCAAUGUGUUUCCUAGCAACAAAGAUGUCCAUGAAACGUACGAUUUAAAGGGAUCCACAUUCGGUCGAGUGACAACAGAGGAAGAGAUACAAAAGAACCCGCAUGCUGUCUUAAAAGACUUGAACUGGGUGGAGAGAAACAGAAAACUGGAGUUUGGCUCCAUCAAAAGAAACUUGUUUAUAUCACAACUACACAAGGAUAUUGCAUUGCUGGCAAGAUUGAACAUUAUGGAUUACAGUUUGCUGAUUGGUAUCCACGACAAUGUGAGAGGAAACACAGAAGGCAUUCGAGAUACGCACUUGCACGUUGUGAUGCCUCACACCAAAAGCCUGGAGAGAUCAUUGCCCACUCGCAACGGUCGAAGGGAGAGUAAAGCGGAUAUUGUAAGAAAGGCCAUUCGACAGGCUAAUCCUGUGCAGUUGGAUUCUUCGCAGUUGCCAGAAACACCGUCUGAUGAGAGGAAAUAUUGCGUUUUUUACUCGGAGGAUGGUGGAUUCAAAUCAACAGACGACAAUAAUCAGACGACAGACAAGCUCUAUUUCUUGGGCGUUAUUGACAUCUUAACACCUUAUAAUUACAUUAAAAAAUGCGAGCAUUUUAUAAAGAGCUUUACACAAAACAAGAAUACCAUCUCUGCUAUCAGUCCUGAGCUGUAUGGACAGAGAUUCAUUCACUUUAUUGAAAAUGCAGUUACCAGCAAUCACAAAAAGCUCAAUUAG
Mucor velutinosus is the source of this 1689-nucleotide messenger RNA. RefSeq lists its product as uncharacterized. Gene Ontology annotation, biological process: phosphatidylinositol phosphate biosynthetic process. Bases 1 to 1689 code for a protein of 562 amino acids. The transcript is spliced from 8 exons. The record is from RefSeq and is a predicted model, not a curated record. Lineage: Eukaryota; Fungi; Mucoromycota; Mucoromycetes; Mucorales; Mucoraceae. Gene Ontology annotation, molecular function: 1-phosphatidylinositol-4-phosphate 5-kinase activity. Gene Ontology annotation, cellular component: plasma membrane.